AUGCCCAUCACCAAGACGAGCAAUGUGUUCUUUCUCGGAGCAACAGGCUAUUUAGGCUCCCAAUUUCUGGUGGAUCUCGCGCGAGAGCUUCCUGACUUCACGAUAACCGCCCUUGUUCGUGCAGCCGCCGAGAAGGAGAAGCAGUUGAAGGCGCUGUACCCCAAUAUCUCGAUUGUGGAAGGCGUGCUCGAGGACGAUGCGAUCAUCGAAGCUGAGGCAGCCAAGGCCGAUAUUGUCGUCAAUGCUGCGAGCUCUGAUCACAUCGGGAGCAUAAAAGCGAUUCUCGCUGGUUUGGAAAAGGGCUCCGCUACCAGACCGGGUGAUCCUCCGUUUUACCUCCAUGUUUCUGGGACGGGCAUGCUCAGCGAUAAUGUUCGUGGUGAAUACGUCGAGGAAUCACAGAUCAAAGAGUGGUCCGACCUCGGAUUCGAUCUGGCUACAUCCGUGCCAGAUAACAAGCAUGUUAAAGAGGACAAGUUGAUCGUGGCGGCUGGGUCCCGCAAGGAGAAUCCCGUUCGAACGGCAAUUAUUUGCCCUGCGUGGAUAUACGGUAUCGGAGAAGGGACACAGAAAGUGACAUUACCAGUUAGGAUAUUCUUGGAUAUGUUCCAGCGCAAUGGCAGUGCAGGGACGUGGGGUCCUGGCUUGGUAAAGAUGAACAACAUACAUGUCAAAGAUGUCUCCAGUGCGCUUUUGGUUGUUCUCAAGGCCGCGUUAGAAGGCAAGGCCGACGAAGGUGCAGAGGGGAUUUAUUUCGCGGCUAGUAUGGAGCCAAGAGUGACUAACCAUGAUAUCGCUGCAAAAUUUGGAGAUAUCAUGCACGCCAAAGGCUUAGUACCAGAAGGAGGCUCCAAGCCCUUCCCUGACUCUGUUACUGAACCUCUUGGUGAAUAUGGGUGGUCUCUGUUUGGGGGGAACUUCUAUACCAGGCCCGACCGGCUGACCAAAUUCGGGUGGAAAGCGACGGAGUCGACGAAGAAGACAUUGCUCGAAUCUUUGUCGGAUGAAAUCGAUGAGGUGCUGCAGAUUGAUGAACGGAAAAGGGGGUAUAAUCCUGGUCAAUGA
This is a messenger RNA of Pleurotus ostreatus (oyster mushroom), 1065 nucleotides long. RefSeq lists its product as uncharacterized. The transcript is spliced from 6 exons. The record is from RefSeq and is a predicted model, not a curated record. The coding region runs from base 1 to 1065 and encodes 354 amino acids. Lineage: Eukaryota; Fungi; Basidiomycota; Agaricomycetes; Agaricales; Pleurotaceae.